This is a messenger RNA of Striga hermonthica, 936 nucleotides long. The record is from the annotation of a GenBank genome assembly. NCBI's taxonomy places the organism in Eukaryota, Viridiplantae, Streptophyta, Magnoliopsida, Lamiales, Orobanchaceae.
AUGGAACCACAAACUGAUGCAACAAAAGCAGCUCAAGAUGAAGAGAAGCACCAAGUCGAAGCUGACGUACACCCAGCGAAGCAGGUAGUACAACAUCACGUAGUGUCCUCUCAGUCCCCAACAGCUUCCAUCACAUCCUCCCCUGAAUUCUCCUUCAGUAACAACUCCCUCCCUGCCCCGACUAACAAUCAAAGAAAAGACGAUCUUGUCCUUUUACCCGUUGAUGCGGACGAUAUCUUUUUCGAUGGUCACAUGCUCCCCCUCCACUGCCACCCAAACCACCGUUCCUCCUCCUCCUCCACCAACUCCGUUGACAGCACUUUCACCCUCACCCUCGAUACAGAGGACAACAAGAACAACAACAACAACAACAACAAAAUCGAUGACUUUCACGACCAAGAACGUUGCCGUUUUUUGGAGGGAAAGCAAAGGGUAAAAUCGAGAUCCUUUUCUCAUAUUUUCUCGAAAUGGCGAAAACACCACCGGGAUCACGAUUGCGUUGACGAAGGCGACAAGAAUGGUGGGAAAAUUAGAAAAUCGAGAUUCAACAUCGUCAACAAACUGGUUAAACCAUUUGCUAUGAAUCCCUUCAGGCACAAGAGAGCCGGCAAGAAUAAAACCAAUAAAGAUUCCUUUGAUCAUGAGUUCCUAAGGCAGCCGGCAUCGUUCAAUGCAUAUUCCGGGAGUUUGAGAGUGAAGAGAAGGAAGGGUUUUGGGGUCAGAGGGAGGAGGAGCGAAUACGCAUCUGCACCCGUCUCGAUAACAACUUCGCCAGCCAAUAGCGGGCCUUUGCUAGUCAGAGCUUAUUAUCAUAAAAGUGAUAGCACAGUUGAGGAGUUACAGGCCGCCAUUCAAGCUGCCAUUGUUCAUUGCAAGAACUCCGUUAAUGCUCAAGAGGAAGAAAAGGAGCAACAAGACAACGUUGUUGUUGUUUAG